Molecule: messenger RNA, 719 nt
Organism: Trichobilharzia szidati
Lineage: Eukaryota; Metazoa; Platyhelminthes; Trematoda; Strigeidida; Schistosomatidae
Source: the annotation of a GenBank genome assembly
GUGAUUUAUUUUUAGAGAAUGUCUGAUUCCGGCAUACUAAAAUUUCUUCUGCUUUGCGGAAAACUGAAACGGACUGUGAGAACUGGGUGGACACGUUACAAUAUCGAUGCACCUGAAAGCGUUUCUGAUCAUAUGUACAGGAUGGCAUUAAUGGCUAGUGUAAUUCCAAAAAAGGAUCGUGAAAAUCUGAACAUCGAUCGAUUAGUAAAAAUGGCGAUUGUACAUGAUUUAGCCGAAUGUAUUGUUGGCGAUAUUACGCCUUAUUGUGGGGUAUCGAAAGAGGAGAAACUGUCAAGAGAAACGGAUGCUAUGAAACAUUUGUGUGGGCUGAUCUCAGAGGAGAAUGGCACAGAAAUUAUGAAUCUAUGGAAGGAGUAUUCUGAACAGAAGACGCCUGAUGCUAUUAUUUGCAAAGAUUUUGACAAAUUAGAGAUGCUGUUACAAGCCUACGAAUAUGAAAGUGAGACAUGGGAACCAGGAAAAUUGGAAUCAUUUUUUGAGAAUACUCUAGGUACAUUCAAGACACAUUUAGGCCAAAAAUGGGUAGAAGAACUUUGUGCAUUACGUCGGGAUUUAUUUGUUCGCAAAGAAACAGCUGAUGGUGGUGACAAGAGCUAAAUAGCCAGAAUCUCGAGAAUAUAUAUAUAUAUAUAUCAACUUUUCUUAAUUGUAUUUUUAUAUAUCACACAUCGCAUUUGAAAUAAACGUGUCUUUAUUUA